This is a messenger RNA of Colletotrichum destructivum, 801 nucleotides long. RefSeq names its product Putative O-methyltransferase domain, S-adenosyl-L-methionine-dependent methyltransferase superfamily. The coding region runs from base 1 to 801 and encodes 266 amino acids. Gene Ontology annotation, molecular function: O-methyltransferase activity. Lineage: Eukaryota; Fungi; Ascomycota; Sordariomycetes; Glomerellales; Glomerellaceae. The transcript is spliced from 3 exons. The record is from RefSeq and is a predicted model, not a curated record.
AUGCAAAUUCAAGCAUUCUACGGCUUUCAGGAGUUGAAGCUCUCAUGGGACUAUGCCUCGGCCCUCUCAAUGGUAAUGAAGGAGAACAGCUUUCAAUCAGACAACGGAAUGAGCGCAUUCUCGAAAGCGUUUCAGACGAACUUGGAGUCGUUCGACUACUACUACCAGAAGGAGCCAGAGCGCGGCCGACGCUUCUCCCUUGCAAUGACACCUUUUACCGUCUCCUACGCAUCCAGUCUAACCCUAUAUCCUUUUCAAGAUCUGCGACCUGGCGCUCUAGUCGUUGAUGUAGGUGGAGGCAGUGGACAUGUUUCCAGUGAAAUCGCAAAAGCAAACCCGCAUCUUAACUUUGUCGUACAAGACUACGAGGAACCCAUUUCGCUCGGAAGAGCGACUUACAAAGAGUCUGGAUUACCCAUCGAGUGGCAGGUGCAUAACGCAUUUCAAACACAGCCUGUGAAAGGUGCUGAUGUGUAUUUCAUGCGACGUGUGUUGCAUGAUCACUCGGACACUGUUGCAGCUGAUGUUUUGAGGAUGACAGCUGGGGCCAUGGACAAUGCGUCUCGAAUCUUGAUCGAAGACAUGAUUGCUCCAGAUUUAUAUGGUGAAGACAGCGACUGGUUCACUAACCAAGCAGACAUCGUUAUGAUGAUGAUGCAUAAUGCUAAAGAGCGAACUCUUGCGCAAUGGGACGCCUUAGUCAAGAAGGCGGAUGAAAGACUGAAAAUUGUUAAGGUUUGGAACGGUGCUGGGGACUUUAAAGGGAACAGUGCCAUAAUUGAAGUCACCUUAAACCUAUAG